This is a messenger RNA of Jaculus jaculus (lesser Egyptian jerboa), 379 nucleotides long. RefSeq names its product ATP synthase subunit ATP5MJ, mitochondrial-like. Gene Ontology annotation, cellular component: mitochondrion. NCBI's taxonomy places the organism in Eukaryota, Metazoa, Chordata, Mammalia, Rodentia, Dipodidae. The record is from RefSeq and is a predicted model, not a curated record. The coding region runs from base 54 to 236 and encodes 60 amino acids. The transcript has a single exon.
CCUUUGGCUGCUCGUGCGGGUCCCGCGCCACCUGAGCCUUAGGUGUUGCCAAGAUGUUUCAAAGCCUUAUUAAGAAUGUGUGGGUCCCUCUGAAGCCCUACUAUACCCAGGUUUAUCAAGAAAUUUGGGUAGGAGUAGGGUUGAUGUCCGUGAUCAUUUAUAAAAUCAGGAGUGCUGAUAAAAGAAGUAAAGCUUUGAAAGGCUCCAGUCCUGCAGCUGCCCAAGGUCAUCACUAACCAGCUCCCCGAGUCCACUGGAGACGAAGUGUCCAUCAGCCUGUAGAUUUAAGCACGCUGUGUUAGAUGGGGAUGUUGAACUUUGCUGUACAUUUGUCUGAGUUCCAUUUGCCAUGUGAAUAAAUGUAACUGAGGUGUAAAAA